Molecule: messenger RNA, 3466 nt
Organism: Seriola aureovittata
Lineage: Eukaryota; Metazoa; Chordata; Actinopteri; Carangiformes; Carangidae
Product: neoverrucotoxin subunit alpha-like
Exons: 3
Coding region: 1076-1798 (240 amino acids)
Molecular function (GO): protein binding
Source: RefSeq, a predicted model, not a curated record
UCCAGUUUGAUAGACUGGUGGUGAUGGUAAUGUACUGGAUCCCAGUGAUGCAGUAACUUGUCCAGUCCACCCUCAGAUUGUGUAACGUGUUGUUUUGUGUGUCUUCAGUCUGUCAGGAUGUCUGGUCACAGAGGAAGGCUGUGCUUCUCUGGCCUCAGCUCUGACAUCCAACCCCUCCCAUCUGAGAGAGCUGGACCUGAGCUACAAUCAUCCAGGAGACUCAGGAGUGAAGCUGCUGUCUGCUGGACUGGAGGAUCCACACUGGAGACUGGAGACUCUCAGAUGGUUGGAGGAAGUUCUUAUCGGCCUUUUAGGUUUUAUUGCACUGACAGUAAAGUUCAGUGAUAGUUGUCGUCGACUCCAGUAAUCUUCAGUUCUCUUAAUAGUGACACGUCACCACAAAUAAAUCAGUGUUUGUGUGAGAAACGAUUCGUCGACGGCGUCGAUCAUGGCGACUAAUGGAAGGCGUCCCUCUGGGACAGGAAGAUGAAGAACCUUGAUGAAAGAGGAUGAGGAAGAAAAGUGGACAGAACACGACAGUGAAUGUUGUUUCCAUUGAUGAUGUGAUGAGAAUCGAUCUGGGUUUUCUCCUCUCACGAUAUCGGUCCAAUAAACCUGAUGAUGGAUUUCCAGCAUCUGCCUCUCUGUUGGAAGCGGCUCCCUGGGGCCUGAUACGACAGGAGCCACGACUUGAAUGUGACAAAGUGUUUGCAUUUCAGUUUUGUGAAAUAUUGCUUUGUCUUCAGCAGCAGUGUAUUAAGCAGGUGAAUGGAAACACACCUGUAGUCUCCAUAUACUGCAGUAGAGUGAAGGAGCACGGUCGAUGUUUCCUCUGCUGUGUGUUCAUGUAUGUGUGAGGAGCUCCGCCCCGCUGUCAUGUGAACAGUAACCGACACAGAGAGAAGAGGAAGAAGUGAUGGAAUCAAACCAGAGCGACCACGUUUGCUCUAAGUUCAGGUUGUAGGAAGCUCCAGGUUACAGGUUCCUCCAGGGACAGAGAGAGAAACAGAAGCAGCGCCUCUUACUGAGACACAACAGUAGAGAAUGAGUGACCUGUGUGUGUGAGAGCCAUGUAAUGUCCAUGUCUGCAUGCUGGUCUGACCCCCCUCCUCCUUUCAGGGCGGAGCCUGGUGGAGUCCCAUGGUUGACUCCAGGUCUGAGGAAGUAUUCCUGUGAACUCACAAUCGACACAAACACAGUUCACAGACAGAUCAAACUGUCUGACAACAACAGGAAGGUGACACAUGUGGUGGAGGAUCAGUCAUAUCCUGAUCAUCCAGACAGAUUUGACCUUCGACCUCAGCUGCUGUGUUCAACUGGUCUGACUGGUCGCUGUUACUGGGAGGUCGAGUGGAGAGGAGGGGUUCAUAUAUCAGUGAGUUACAGAGGAAUCAGCAGGAAAGGAGACAGUAAAGACUGUGUGUUUGGAUGGAACGAUCAGUCCUGGAGUCUGAGCUGCUCUAAUGAUGGUUGUUACUUUGUCCGGCACAAUGAGGAAAAAACACGCCUCCUCUCCUCUUCCUCUUCCUCUUCCUCCUCCUCCUCCUCCUCUUCCUCCUCCUCCUCCCCCUCCUCCUCCUCCUCCUCCUCCUCCUCCUCUUCCUCCUCCUCCUCCUCCUCCUCCUCUAACAGAGUAGCAGUGUAUGUGGACUGUCCUGCUGGCUCUCUGUCCUUCUACAGAGUCUCCUCUGACUCACUGAUCCACCUCCACACCUUCAACACCACCUUCACUGAACCUCUGUAUCCUGGGUUUGGACUCUGGUAUCAUGGGUCUGUUUCUUCUGUGUGUCUGUUGUAGACAGAACCUCCUCCUGUUGGAGAAACUGUCUCACUGCUGCCCAGAUAGUUCAGUCUGUACAGGAUCACACACAGCUGAUGUUAUUUAAAACCAACAUGGUUUCCACAUGGUUUCCAGUUUGUUGUUGUUUUCUGUGACAGUCUGUCGUUAACGAUUGCAGAUGUAUCCAGAGGUUUUCCAUGUAGAUCCUGAACAUCAGGCACAAACAUGGUCUGCAUGGAUCACUUCAUAGAUUUUCAUACUGAACAGCAACAUAACAUCACGUCACUGUUAACAUGUCAUACAAACAACCUCCUGUGUCUCUCUGCCCAUGUUUGGCACUGGCAACAACAUGAGCAAAACUCCACACAAGCUAAAAUCAAGACUCAGCUGUGGAGACAAAACCAAAGAUUUAAAGUGUUGGUCUGGAACAACUAGAAAUCAGUCACAGAGGAGGAGCCACAGAAAAAUGAAGAGAGAUAUAUUCCCUCAGAACUACAGUGUAUAACCUUACUGGUAUUUUACACUUUUAACUGGUGUCCUGUUUUUCCUCCUGUAUAUUUUACCUUUGCUUUUAUUUGAUGUAUUUUCAUUUCAGUUCUUUCACUUGAUUGUGAAGCUCUUCAUGUCUGUGACAAAUGUUUUAUAAGUAAUAAUACUGCUGAACGGCCGAGUUGAAGACAAUCCAGUGGUCUUCCUGUAAAUAACUGUGUUGCUUUGGGACCAUAGACUGUAAAUUUCACACGGUUCCAACUGAACAAAUUAUCACUAAAUAUAAAUAACAAUAAUAUAUUUCUUCAUAUUUGCAGGAAGAGCAAAGUAUUAUAAAAAUGACGCCAAGCUCUUUAUUGAGGGAAAAGAAAUUCACAGAGUAACAUCCACUAAAAAGUUGAUGAUAAAUGUUGCAGAACUACAUCAAUAUUAUUGAAAAUCAGUGGGUGAAAUCGACUCUUAAAAUAUGGAAAAAUGUUGUAAAACAAUAUAAACUAGAGGGAGAUAUGUUAGUCCUUAAAUUGUGUGCAUACCACUCAGAUUUUACACCGAAUAGAUUGGAUACUACAUUUAAGGACUGGUAGCUAAAGGAAUAACAGUUUUAUGUCUUUUUAAAGAGAAACACUAACUAGAAAAACAGGACGACUAUCAAUAUCUGCAAAUACUACAUGAUGUUAAUAUGAAAAACCUGAUCAGGUACUCUAUCACACCUGCCCAAAAAUCCCAUUAUGAUAAUAGUCUCCCUUUUUGCUGGAGAAACUGUGGAAGUCAAAAUGCAAACCACUGCCAUGUUUUCUGGGACCUUGUCAUCAAAGACUGUUGGAGAAGGAAACACAAGGCCCUACAAGACAUUCUGAAAUACAUAAUCCAUAAUUAACACUGUUUGCUUUGGACAUAUAUCUCAAGACUGGACAAAACUAGAGAAAUAUUUAAUGAAUAUCCUGCUGAGAGAUUAACAGCUUUUAUCAACCAUAAAUUGGAAAAAUGUAUUGUAUACUGGGAAAAACUGAUUCAUUAUGUAAAGUCACUACGGCUGGAUUUUAGUUUUACAAACCAAUAACCGCUAUAGAGAAAAGAUCACUCUCUAUCUGCUCAUGUUUUCUUUGUUUGUUUCUUCUUUUUCCAUGUAUGUAUAGGUAAAUACAAAUGUCAUAAAUUCAGUCUCAAGUGUGAAAUACAUUGUAUGGAAUUAUUAUA